GUUCACUUCAAGUUACUGCACCACAGAGGAUACUGCUAAUCACAGGACAUUAGUCUUGUAUCUACAGCAAGUUCUGUUUCUAGUUUUACAGUAACGUAAUGAAUUAGCGUAAAUUGUAAAGUUAUUUAAUUCAGACUUUUCAGCUCUACCUGGUGCAUCCAGCAUCAUGCAUGUUCGGGACAGAAGGCAGGCUGUGGCUGCUGUUUGGAGAGCCUGUUAUUGCUCAGUAACACUACCUGGGAACAGUCAUCCUGGCUAAUUUAUAACUGCAGCGCCUGGGCAGAACAUCAGUGCAAUGCUGCUUUUCAGACGCUGCCACAGCCUGACUCGAUUUGGCCCUCUGACCGCUCAAAGGCCUCAUAUGGCACCUGCCAUGGCAUCGUGUGCAGCUCGUCUGUGGAGCAGCAGCGGCAGUGAGGACCAGAGAUCGUACCGGCGUGCUCACAGUCCCAGCUGGAGACAUGCCCUGGCAGGACUGCUGGCUGGUUCUGGAGCUGUGCUGGCUUAUGGCCUCCACCACCAUAAGGCUGAGCAGGCGGACACCAUCACAGUGCAGACCAUAGAGAAGACCUCAGCUCUUCCCGUCUUCACCCAGGAAGAGGUGACCAGUCAUCGCUCUAUGGCAGAUGGUGUGUGGGUCACUUACAAAGGUGGAGUUUAUGACAUCACUGAGUUUGUGGCCAUGCAUCCUGGUGGGGAUAAAAUCUUGUUGGCGGCAGGAGGAGACCUUGAACCCUUUUGGGCGCUGUAUGCUGUGCACAACCAGGAACAUGUGCUGGAAAUCCUCUCAGAAUAUAAGGUUGGCGAGCUGAGUGCAGAAGACCUUAAGAAGCAACAGACCGUUCAAUCUUCUGACCCCUACUCUUCGGACCCUAAGCGUCACCCCGUCCUGCACAUCAACAGCCUCAAGCCGUUCAACGCUGAGCCGCCCCCUGAAAUCCUGUCCGACAGCUACAUCACCCCGUCUGCAAUCUUCUUCAAAAGAAACCACCUGCCAGUUCCACAGGUGGACCCGGCUUCUUAUCAGCUGCACGUGGAGGGACUACAUGGAGGAGUGCUGACGCUGUCUUUAGAAGAGUUGAAGAAUAAAUUCCCCAAACACACCGUCACCGCCACGCUGCAGUGUGCCGGUAACCGGCGCUCUGAGAUGAAUAAGGUCAAGCAGGUGAAAGGACUGAACUGGGGCAUCGCUGCCAUCAGUAAUGCUACAUGGAGCGGUGCGAGGCUCAGGGAUGUGCUCCUGGCUGCUGGCUAUGGGCCAGAUGUGGCCCAAUGGGCUCAUCAUGUUCAGUUUGAAGGACUAGACAAAGACGUGACGGGGACUACCUACGGUGCCUCCAUCCCUUUAAACAAGGCAGUUAGCGAGGAAGGUGACGUGCUGCUCGCUUACGAAAUGAACGGCGAAGAUCUCCCUGCCGACCACGGCUACCCUGUCCGCGUUGUGGUACCAGGAACUGUGGGUGCACGUAACGUUAAGUGGCUGGGAAAGAUCAUAGUGAGUGCAGAGGAGAGCAGCAGCCACUGGCAGCAGAACGACUACAAGGGCUUCUCCCCUGGGACGGACUGGGACACAGUGGACUUCAAGUCUGCUCCGGCCAUCCAAGAGCUGCCCAUUCAGUCAGCUAUCACCACGCCUGCAGACGGCACUGUGGUCGAUCGCAGCGUUGAGGAGGUGACGGUGAAGGGUUACGCCUGGAGUGGCGGUGGCAGAGAGGUGGUACGUGUAGAUGUCUCUCUGGAUGGAGGAAAGACGUGGCAGGUAGCCCAGCUAAAGGGCAGCGAGAAAGGACAAGUGCCUGAACCCUCGCCCCCACCGGGACGAGCCUGGGCGUGGAAGCUUUGGGAGGUGACGGCUCCUCUUCCUCCUGAGGCUCAGGAGCUGGAGAUAGUUUGCAAGGCGGUUGACAACAGUUACAACAUGCAGCCAGACUCAGUUCCUCCCAUCUGGAACCUGAGGGGUGUGCUGAGUAACGCCUGGCACAGAGUGAAGGUGAAGAUCAGAGAGGAUGAGAGCGAGGAAUAGACUCAGUGGUUUGAUCCACAUUCAGAAUCCAAAAGGUUCACGGCUGAAACAGAGUCAUCAAAGAGUGGACAUUGUUUUACAUGCAGUCACUCAGCAGGAGAAGUGAACAGUGUUAUAGAGACAUAGCACAACAUUUUGAGGUAUAAGAACUAAUACAGCAGUUUUUUUUAAUGCACAGCCUUGAAGUAUUUAUGCAAUCAUGUUGCCUGUGAGAUUUGAAAGAGUUUCAGCGAUACACAGCUGAAACAAAGCUAAAGGCUGUAAAUGACCAAACCAAAACACGUCCAGUUUUAUCUAGUGAUGAGCCACUGGUCUUCAGUGAACAUGUGAUUCAGUUUACUCUGUUGAAAAGAAAACAUUUAUUUUUGUAAUCAGAACAGACACUCUCGAUGUUGCAGAUGUACGCACAGUGUAUGAAAAGGGUUGAAUUACUUAACAUGCAUCAUUUAAAAACCUAGUUUUAAAUAAUAUUAUGAAAGCUUAUUGAAAUGUAGAGGAAUAUUAAGUUUAUUAUGAAGCAAUUACUUUAAAUGAAGGCUACUACAGUUGCAUUGAGUGUUCACUGGAAUGAAGUUGCUGAAAUCAACUGAAGCAUUGCUAGCAUUUGUUAAUCUGCAGCUCUGGCUUUGCUGAUUGAUAACCUUUGACGUUAGAAGAUAAUAGGACUUUUUCUGGGAGCAGCUGUCAGUGGCUUAGAUCAUCAAUGCUUGUUUUUAGUUUGCAAAUCAGAGGUGAACUGUGACCCUCUGUCUGCCAUUCAGUUUGUGGGCCUGCCCCCCACUGUUUGAAAAUAGGUAUGAAGUACCACACCUCCCUGUGGAGAUCUAGCUAAAGUUAGCUGUGUGUAUGCCACAACACUACACAUUGGGGAGGUCAGGGUGCCUCUUGACCACAUGUUUUACCCGAUGGUUGCCAGGUGUCUCUGUGCUCCUGGCAUAUAGGUGAGUGUAAAAUGGAUUGAGGAUUUAGAGAAAGACGGUUGGGUGUUGACUCCUUACAAAGAGAGAUGGAUUUUUAGAUAUAUCCUAUAUAUAUAAUAUCCUCCGUUUUUAGAACUCCUUGUUUGAACUGGAAUGACUGCACAGCUUCUCCAAAAGAAAUUUUUGCUUUUAAUGGUGGUAAAUGGAAAUAUGUGGUAUUAUUAAUAUAUGUGAGUCAUAUUGACAACUGAAUCUGUCAAAUCUGCAAUUCCGGACAUGCAGCCCUGUGAUCAGCACUUUGGAUUACACUAUGUUCCGUGUAAAAUGUACAUUAUCGUUGAGGAUGAUGAAUGAGA
Messenger RNA from Chelmon rostratus (copperband butterflyfish), 3299 nucleotides. RefSeq names its product sulfite oxidase (gene suox). NCBI's taxonomy places the organism in Eukaryota, Metazoa, Chordata, Actinopteri, Chaetodontiformes, Chaetodontidae. The record is from RefSeq and is a predicted model, not a curated record. The coding region runs from base 296 to 2023 and encodes 575 amino acids. Gene Ontology annotation, cellular component: mitochondrion. The transcript is spliced from 5 exons. Gene Ontology annotation, molecular function: heme binding; molybdenum ion binding; oxidoreductase activity.